AUGAGGCCACGUUUCGCUGUUCUGCUGGCCGCCGGCAGAGGGAAAUGGACCGGUACAGUGACGGCUGGCGCCGGAAAUGUAUCCCGUGACACGUGGCGGAACGUGACUGGGCGAUCCGCGCACUCGGGCCGACACGAGGACUGGUGGAUUCCGGAUAAGGUCAGCAGCAGCACUAACGACCAAGCUGGAGCUGCAGUGCGCGAUCCCCACCGCGAACUCGCUGCUGGUAGUGGCACGACUAGUAGUAAUGCGAACAGCGUGGUCGGCAGCAGUAAACACGCUGCUAGUGCUAGUGCUAGCACUAGUACCCGUCAGGCCGAUACUACUUGGAAAGGUGGAGCUAGUGGUAACCCGAACAGUGGUGUCGCGACCCCAGAGCCGUUUCGCAGAGCCCUUUCCGCCCCCCGCCGCACCGCGCCGUCCCUCCCCUUAACGCCUGCAGCCGUCCCUGUUGAAACAGCGGGAGUGCUUGUAGAGGGUAUGACGACGUUCCGAAGGGAAAUGUGGAGCCGCGCCGCUGCAGCUGCUUCAGAAGAGGAAAGGCAGGACGAGGAACUACAAGGAGGGGAGAGGCAGGGGGAGGUGAGGCAGGGGGAGGUGAGGCAGGAGGAGGGAAUGCAGGGAGACGGGAGGCCGGGAGAGGGGCUCGUGGUGAGGGACGGUGAGAGGAGAGACGCUGAGGCGGACGGGAGCGGGAGGGAGGCUGAAAGGAGGGGAGAAGGGAGAACGGAGGCGUUUGAAAGAACGAAAGGGGUGCACGGGGUGGUGGUGAACAGAGGCCGAGGGAACAUCGUCAUCCCAGCAGGUAAAGGACCCCUUGCAUCCCUUCUUCCCAUUCUUUCGGCGCUCGCGACUCACCAUUGGGUUGCCGCUCUUGUGCUAUUGCUGCUGAUGU
Molecule: messenger RNA, 895 nt
Organism: Closterium sp. Naga37s-1
Lineage: Eukaryota; Viridiplantae; Streptophyta; Zygnematophyceae; Desmidiales; Closteriaceae
Source: the annotation of a GenBank genome assembly